This is a messenger RNA of Larimichthys crocea (large yellow croaker), 2221 nucleotides long. RefSeq names its product F-box protein 32 (gene fbxo32). Lineage: Eukaryota; Metazoa; Chordata; Actinopteri; Sciaenidae. The record is from RefSeq and is a predicted model, not a curated record. Gene Ontology annotation, biological process: protein ubiquitination. Gene Ontology annotation, molecular function: protein binding. The transcript has 9 exons. Gene Ontology annotation, cellular component: nucleus; cytoplasm; SCF ubiquitin ligase complex. The coding region runs from base 162 to 1235 and encodes 357 amino acids.
GUUCUGAGUUGAGGAUAUAAGAAGAGCUGCGCAAUGUCAACAGUAGACCAGAAACACAUUCAAGACAAAGGAGUUUGAAGAGGGGAUACAUCUUUAACAAACAGGGACUAGAUCCUGAUUACUUUUUUCCAAUUAAUUUAACUGAUCGUCAUCGAAGCAAGAUGCCUUUCCUCGGACAGGACUGGAGGUCACCGGGUCAGAGUUGGGUUAAAACCGAGGAGGGAUGGAAAAAGACAUCAGCAGACGACAAAAACAACAAUGUCUCCGUGGAGAGCUUCUGCAAAGCUGAGGAGGAGGAGUGUUUCAACAAGGAGAACCUGCUGCUCUCUCUGGGCUAUGACAUGGCUGCCAAGAAGAGGAAAAAAGACCUAAUGAACAACAACACCAAGGUCCCCUAUUUCCACAGGGAAAAGUGGAUUUAUGUUCAUAAAGGAAGCACCAAGGAGCGCCACGGAUAUUGUACACUAGGAGAGGCCUUCAACCGCUUAGAUUUCUGCAGCGCCAUCAAGGACACGAGGAGAUUUAAUUACGUCGUCAGACUCCUGGAGCUUAUCGCAAAGUCCCAGCUCCCCUCGCUCAGCGGAGUGGCACAGAAAAACUACAUGAAUAUUCUGGAGAGAGUGGUACAGAAAGUUCUCAAUGACCAGCAGAAUGUUCGUCCGAUCAAGGAGCUGCUGCAGACGCUCUACAUCUCGCUGUGUGGUCAUGUUCAGGACAUGGGCAAAUCUGUCCUGGUAGGGAACAUUAACAUCUGGGUGCAUCGCAUGGAGAACAUCAUGCAGUGGCAGCAGCAGCUGGACAACAUCCAGAUCAACAGGCCCACAUCUACAGGGAUGGGUCUGACUGACCUGCCUGUCAGUCUGCAGUUGAACAUCAUGCAGCGUAUCACAGACGGCAGGGACCUGGUCAGCCUGGGCCAGGUGUGCCCCGAACUGGGGGCUCUCACUGAGGACCGGCUGCUGUGGAAGAAACUCUGCCAGUACCACUUCACAGACAGACAGAUCCGAAAGCGCCUGAUGGUGUCAGAUAAAGGUCAUCUGGAGUGGAAGAAGAUGUACUUUAAGCUGAGUCGCUGCUAUCCUCACAGAGAGCAAUACAGUGACACCCUGCACUUCUGCACACACUGCCACAUCCUUUUCUGGAAGGACACAAACCAUCCCUGCACGGCCAACAACCCAGAAAGUUGCACCAUGUCCCUCUCCCCUCAAGACUUUAUCAACCUUUUCAACUUCUGAUCCCCAUUCCCCCACCAAAAGAUGAACUGACUGUACAUACUGUACAUAGAAGUGUACAAUAUUGUUUUUGUUUAAUGGCACAAUCGAUUCCUGAAUGUGUAUUUAGCUGAGGUAUGACUGGAGGGUGUUCAUGCAGCGGGACAAUUAUGCAAUCAUGUUUUCUUUUUGAAAGAGUACAGAGCUCCUGGGAGAGUUCACUGUUGAAAGUGAGUGAAUGUGACCGAGAAGGGGAAAAAAGAUGUAGAAGCAGUCGGCCUGUGGGUGGAGGGUAAAGGGAACACUCGACUGUCAGAGUUUAGUCUUAGUUUCAUGAGUUUUUUUUAAAAUUAUACCUCCAAAGUAAACCUGACCUUAGAUGUGUACACCUGUUGUUGUUUUUUUCACCGAUUUAAUAGAAUUUAUUUGUUUUUCAAACCUUUCUUUCGACACAGGGAGUAGGAACAUUAUUCAUACCUGUUUGUUUGAUAUUUGAAAUGUAAUUUAAUAUAUUACAAGACCUGCUCACAUGGGGAGAAUCAACAUAUUCAGGUGAAGUUUGCAGUAACAUUGUGUUUGGCACUCGGACAGAGAGAAGUAAAUCUUUAGUUGGUGCAGCACCGAAGGGAUAAUGAAUCUGAGCAAGGGACUCUGAGUGAUGACUCUGUGUUAUGACACACUGCAGUUGUGUUUUCUAUUUUUCUUUGUUGUUUUUCACUUUUAUAAAGAUUUGAUAUGACUUUUUUUUAAAUUAAUUGUGUGUUUGUUUUCUGCUGUGGCUGCUAUAGCAACAGCACCUGAGUGCAGUAUUACCAAAAAUAUCAAAGUCAAUAUAAUAAUGGUGUGUGCCUUUUAUCAUAAAACUUGAAACCGGUACAGCUUAAUUCUCGUUUGCAAUCUUUUCAGAUCCCAGUGCUGUUUGUAUGAUCAACAAAUGUCUCAUUUGUAGAAAAGUGCUAUUUAACAUACCAAAGUUGACUGUCUGAAAGAUAAAAAGAUCUUUUUUUUUU